CACCCACUGGGCAACCUAUUUGAUGAAGUCAUAGAGCGCCAUCUGGUGUCUGAUUUAGAGUAUCACACUCUUAGCCAAAAAAACACCUGAAAUUCAUCACACAUUUCAACACCUCUAACGGGUCUUAAAGAUGAUCAGGGUGCAGUUUUUUGUCGCUCAGUUGGCGUCGAUGAUAGUGGCGAUAAUAACUUUUUGUAUUAUAGCGAAACAGUCAUUUUGUUUAAUCUUUAACAUACACUUUUAUUAUUUGAUAGUGUAUUGUGGUUGUUCUUUGCAAGUUGUUGAUAUUUCAUCACGAAAGGUUUUAUCACGGUGGUCUAUGAAUCCAUUUACGAUUGGGGCAAAGCUACAUCCGCACAAACAAACGUUGUGAGUCUUUUAAUAUCAAUGAACGUUUCCUCACCUCACCUGCCAGCUCCUUAUUCGCCGAAAUAUUCGUUCCACCUUAAAAAUAGAUGCCUGUUUAAUGCGCCUCCCUCUCGAUUUCAUUGGCUUUGUAUUUAAAGCAACAGCGGCGCCAAAACUUUAAGGGUUGAUGUUAUCCAAUAUGGUGCUUGAUGAAAUGUUGCUGGUCGAAAGGUUGCCGGUUGAAAUGAAAACCUGUUUUGUCGAGAAUGACUCUAUGUUUUCAGUAGGUCUGUCUGAUUUGUCCAGCUCAUCGUCCGUGUCUGACAAAGCAUGCGUGGUUUGGGGCUGUGUACUCGGUGGUUCCGAGACCACAGCUGUCUUUAAAGCAGAUGAUGAUCUUCUGGAGAACCAGCUUUUCAUCAAAACGAUAUGUCUCGGCGAGGAAGCAGGAGACGAGAUGCAUGUGGUGACCGUUUGCGACGGGGUCGGAUCCAAACCGUUACCAAUUGCCACCCUACGCCACUGUAUGCCAAUGAUCAGUUUUUCUAGUUUGGAACUUACACCUCCUGUCACCUUUAAACUGUGCACUGGAAAAGGACCCGUGUAUAUUUCUGGUCAGCAUAUUACAUUGAAUCCCAUUGAAAUGACAGCGGAUGAGGAUGAGGAUGAGGAGAAAGAGGAGGGUUAAGAUUGUUACAUGCCAGUCAUGUGUGGCUUUGCAAAGUUUUAUUGGACACUGUGAAAGCGUGAUUAUCCCGUGGGGAGGAAAAAUGUAAUAAUCUGUCAAUGUUUGUUAUUACUCGUGUUGAAAAAUUGUAAAAACUUAAAUGUUUUAAUGCUAAUAAAAAACAGCAAGUCAUG
Molecule: messenger RNA, 1209 nt
Organism: Triplophysa rosa
Lineage: Eukaryota; Metazoa; Chordata; Actinopteri; Cypriniformes; Nemacheilidae
Gene: npm2a
Product: nucleophosmin/nucleoplasmin, 2a
Exons: 5
Coding region: 536-1036 (166 amino acids)
Biological process (GO): chromatin remodeling
Cellular component (GO): nucleolus; cytoplasm; nucleoplasm
Molecular function (GO): chromatin binding; histone binding; RNA binding
Source: RefSeq, a predicted model, not a curated record